Messenger RNA from Eucalyptus grandis, 1949 nucleotides. RefSeq names its product trafficking protein particle complex subunit 12. Bases 45 to 1178 code for a protein of 377 amino acids. The record is from RefSeq and is a predicted model, not a curated record. Lineage: Eukaryota; Viridiplantae; Streptophyta; Magnoliopsida; Myrtales; Myrtaceae. Gene Ontology annotation, molecular function: protein binding. The transcript has 2 exons.
AGGAGAGAGGACUCGAAAAAACUACUUGGGGAAGAAGGGAAGCCAUGGAAGAACCUCCGACCUCGCCGCCGCCGCCGCCGCCGCCCCCGAUCGGCGACCCGUUGACCAACCCGUCCGCCUCCUUCUCGUCCCUGGACGACCUCGCCCACGAGCUCGCGUCCCUCGAGGACCUCGCCAGCCGCGGCUCAUGGCGAUCCGUCCUCGACAAGGUCGCCCGCGCCCGGUCCCUCUCCCUCCUCCGCCACCCCCACGACCACCUCGCCUACCUCUCCUACAACGCCCUCGCCCUCGCCAAGCUCCGCCGCUUCGCCGACGCCUCCGCCGAGCUCGAGUCCCUCCAGGAUCUCGAGUCCCCCGAGUACAAGUACGAGUCCUACCCACAAAUCUACCCGGGCCGGUCCGGCUCGAUGGUGCCCUUCUGCCUCCGGUGGCUGAACUGCGUGAUCCCGAUCAAGUUGGGCAGCCGCCAGGAGGGGUUGGAUCGGUUCUACGCGCUUCUGGAUUUCGUCAGAGGGAAAUUGGAGGAGAGAAGGAACAAGGGUUCGUCCGAGGAGGACGAGUCGGUGAGGGCUUGGAGGAGGAGGGAGGUUUUGGUGAUGAAUAGCAUUGUGGGUAAUCAUUUGAGUUAUAAGGAGUUCAGUGUGUGCUUGGAUUUGAUCAGGGAUAUGUUCAGGAGGGGUUAUUCGGAGGACCCGGUUCUGGUGUCGAGGUUGGGGUAUAUUCAGAUGCAGAUCGGGGAUCUGGAGGGCGCGAAGAGCUCGUUUAAGCAGAUCGAGGGGAUGGCGAGCGAAGGGAAGGGUCGUGGGUCACUGAGUGAGGUUGAGCUGAAGAAUCUUGUGAAUAGAAAUAAGGCCAUGUUGUAUUUGGUGGGGAAGGAUUAUGUGUCGGCUGUGAGGGAGUAUGAGGAGUGUAUUGAAAGAGAUGAUUCGGAUGUGGUGGCGAUCAACAAUAAGGCGCUUUGUUUGAUGUAUUUGAGGGACUUGUCGGAUUCAAUUAAGGUGUUGGAGAACGCGCUUGAAAGGGUUCCUACCUUUGCCUUGAAUGAGUCUGUGGUGGUGAAUCUGUGUAGUAUGUAUGAGUUGGCAUAUGUCAAUCAUUCGGAUAUUAAGAAGACUUUGAGCACUUGGAUUGCGCGAGUGGCUCCAGAUGAUUUUGAUUCAUCGUGUACCAGGAUUUGAUGGGAAAGCAGCAGAAAGAAAAUCUUUUUGGGUAACAAUGCAAAUGGCAAGCACUUAAAAGAGGAUGUUUGGAUAAUAUCAAUGUGGCGGAAAAGCUGAAAACUAAAGGGGGUGUCGUGCAUUGGAAAACAAAGUUACCUUGCCGCUAGCAGUCACUGCCUCCAACUUUUGGGGGAAUGGUGUGAUUUCCACAUGUUGUAGACUGUCUAUAUUGACGAUAGUGAUUUUCAAGAAAAGUUCGAUGGCUGAGUCAAGGAACAUUUUGGUUGGAUGUUACUAGCAUGGGAUCAGCAAGUACAUAAGUGACAUUGUUUGAGCUCAUUUUUUUUUUUUUAUUGUUGCUGACAAUCUUUUCGAUAAUCUGCAGAACAAGGAUUGUUGAUGACAACAUAUGUAUGCAAUGUGCACAGACCGCGAAAAUGGAUUUCACUCUUUUAUCUCUCCCUUCUUCACCUUCUCUAUAGCAUGCGGAUGAAUUGGCAUGAAAAUGUUUUAUCCAGUGUAAAUGUGCACCUAGACUAGAGCAAAAUUCACGGUGAAGACUUUUUUUGAGGAUCUUAAGUAGAGUAGUCGCUGCAAAAGUAGCAUUUUAGACGGCAUGUACAGAGGAAGAGUGCUCCCGCCUUAAUGCGCAGGCUUUCUCUAGAUUUCAUUUGAAUGGAGUAACAAACAUGAGUUCUCCUUUAAAUUGUACCUUUUCACAUUGAUUAUACUUUACCUACCGUCGCUCUUUCGGGUCAAGCUUAAGGAGAAGAGCACCGACAUUCGUUU